AUGAUCAAGAAGAAGUUGUUGAAGCUGGAGAAGGCGAAUGAAAUCUCAACGCCCCUUGGCUACUUGUUGCUCACUUGGCGACGAUGCUUGGCGAUCACGGUGGUUCAGAUUGACUUGCAGCCGGUGCCGGGGUUUCUCCGGCUGCUCCCGACGCUAGCAGUGACCAUGGGAGGCGAGAUUGUGGAAAUGGCUCGAGCACUGAGUGGACAGUCGGAACAAGACCAGGGCUUCCCCAUCGUCUGGACCAAGGCUUCUGUUACACUACACAACAGUCAUGUUUAUGCCCACAGUCAGGCGCUGUGCGCCUGGCUUCUGGAAGAAAACAAGUCAGGAACUGGGCAGAGCAACAAAAUUUGGUACGCGGUCCCAUGUGGCCCAUUGAGGGAUGUGCACGCCUUGCCUGAGCGCCGAGAUGUGCUGGAUGGCGGUGCUCUCAAUCUCGAAGGCCUGCAUUUGCCUCUUGCCCCGUAUCCUAUCUUCGACUUUGCAGAUCCGGAAACCAUUACUACCCUGAAGACGAUGACCGACCAGUCAGUUGGCGGCUUCUCGACGGCACAACUCACACAAAAACCUCGUGAUGUAUCGAUAGACCCUCCUACCCCUGCGCACGUCCUCUUUCAUGGAAACAUCUCCACAAAACUUCCCACAGAUCGACCAGACAUCCAAAGAACAGGAUAUGCAGCAUGGAGAAAUGAGGAUCGAGGGCGAACACUGUUUGGAGAGUUGUUUUGGAACGUCGAUUCCUACAUGUACCUAGCGUUGCGGGUAAAGAGUGACGGCCGGAAAUACUUUGUCAAUAUACAGACGGACUCGAUCGUCGAGUCGGACAUCCAUCAGCAUCGAUUGUACACUAAGUACCACAAGGGUGCAGAAGGACCUGAUGACCCUGGUCAAUGGGAGACCGUUUGGAUCAAACUCCACGAGUUUGUGCGCACGAAUCAUGGGAUUGUCACAGAACCACAGUCAGAGAUGUUGCGACAAAAGGUAAAGAGCUUCGGCAUCGGAUUGAUUGACCGGCAGCCAGGGCCGUUUGAACUUGGAAUUGCUGCAAUGUGGGCUACGAACCUCAACGAGAGGGGCCAAGUCGACGGCCGAACCGGUUGGGAAGAGGGCGACCAGGGGAGCGCGAGAUUAAGCGAGGUGACACUAGAAAAGCUGGCGCAAAAGGCAGAAGAGAAGAAGAACAUACCAGAGCAGAAGAAAAGCUUCCGCGAAAGAGUGCCACAUUUUGGGAAAGUUGGCUCGGGAGACACGAAGGCGUUCAGGUGA
This is a messenger RNA of Fonsecaea erecta, 1269 nucleotides long. RefSeq lists its product as hypothetical. Gene Ontology annotation, biological process: mitochondrial respiratory chain complex I assembly; mitochondrial electron transport, NADH to ubiquinone. Bases 1 to 1269 code for a protein of 422 amino acids. The transcript has 4 exons. The record is from RefSeq and is a predicted model, not a curated record. NCBI's taxonomy places the organism in Eukaryota, Fungi, Ascomycota, Eurotiomycetes, Chaetothyriales, Herpotrichiellaceae. Gene Ontology annotation, cellular component: mitochondrion.